Molecule: messenger RNA, 5437 nt
Organism: Sphaeramia orbicularis (orbiculate cardinalfish)
Lineage: Eukaryota; Metazoa; Chordata; Actinopteri; Kurtiformes; Apogonidae
Gene: dlec1
Product: DLEC1 cilia and flagella associated protein
Exons: 38
Coding region: 247-5355 (1702 amino acids)
Biological process (GO): negative regulation of cell population proliferation
Cellular component (GO): cilium; cytoplasm
Molecular function (GO): tubulin binding
Source: RefSeq, a predicted model, not a curated record
CACCCGUACACAUAUGGCUGAAAAGCAGCGAGAUGUUGAGGACUUCAGUUAGCUGCAGCAAGUUAUAACUUUACCUUUGGCCCCGUGUAGUGUCACGUUUUUACGUGGGACAGAAUCCGUACCUAGUUUAGAUACCGAAUUUGCGAACCUUCAGACUUGGUGUUUCAAUAAAUUCGCUUUGCUUACGCUAAACAAGCUAGUGAGCGUUAGCAUUAGCUUCAGAGUGGGUGUCCUUCAGCUGAAGUCAUGUUGGAGGAACUAGAGACCAGACAACAGUCCUGUCAGGACCCUUCAGUGAACAGUCACAAGCCAGCGUCGGGAAAAUCACAAGACAUUUCCCAUGUCUUAGCAAGCAUUUUCAAGGAUGUUUACACCAAAGACAUAAUUGGAAAAGACACACUGUCCAACCUCUUAAAGACAAAAACUGGGAAAAGCAGCUAUCAUGACAGAUAUGUUGAAGAGCUUCAACAGGCUCAUUCUGAAUAUAACCGGUGUAUAAAAGAGGCAGACAUGCUGGAGAGUCAUAUAAUUCAGGCCAGAGCUCAGGCUGCUGCCACAGAAAGAGAAGCCUAUGAGAGACUUAAAGAGAGGAUGGAAGAUUUUGAUAAUAAAGAAGGCAUCUUCACAGUUCCAGUAAAGUCAGCCUUCACAUGGUGUGUAGAUAAUGAUCUUCUUGAAAUUAACAAUCUGAUCGCCCCUCGGGACUACCUAACUAUACCAACACCAAAACCACCACCACGUGCAGAAGCACCAGCAGUAAAAUCAAAUUCAGCCAAACCCACAGUAGCCUUCACUAUGCACGUGUCUCGGGAGCCCCAAGAUGAUGGUUACACACUACUUCCCAGUUCAGAAACGACCAUCCUGGAGAUGAAUGAGUCUGAUCUGAGCCUGACAUUUGAAUGCAGCUCAGAUACAUUCAAUAUGAAGAAAACAUCCACUGAGAAGCCAAAUCAAACCAAAACUCAACCAAAAUGGAAGGGAGAGCCAAGCGCCAAGGAUCGGGCUGAGGGGAGGAAUGAGCUCCAGAAGCUGAAAGAUCGGCAUAGAUUCCUACGCAAUCCACGUUUCCUUCCUCCAAAUACUCAGCAGGGUGGUGCAUCCCUCAUCCGGUCCAGAACCAAAGAGUGGGUAAAGGAGCAUGAGCAGAAAGCGAUGGAAAGGAAAAGCUCUAGUCAAGAUCCUAUCCCAGUCUUUUUAGCAAAACCUCCUGUGGUGUUUUUCACAGACUACAGCGUGGGACAUGUCUAUGAGACUACACUGGAGCUGAAAAACUUGACCUCCUCAAGCCGCCAUGUCCGUGUCAUUCCUCCCACCACUGCUUACUUCUCUAUUGGACUGGGGAGGUUCCCUGGUGAAGGGGGCAUUGUUGCUCCAGGGCUGAGUUGUAAAUACACAGUACGCUUCGCUCCAGACUCACUUGCAGACUUCGAAGACUUCAUAGUGGUGGAGACCCAAGCUGAGCACCUGCUACUGGUGCCCAUUGAGGCCCGACGACCCCCUCCGGUUCUUACCUUACCCAGAGUACUGGACUGUGGUUAUUGCUUGAUUGGAGGGGUCAAAUUUGUUGAAUUCCUCUGCCAAAACGUUGGUUUAAGCACCGGGACCUUCUGCGUAAUCCCUAAAAACCAAUGGCCAGCCUCCAACCUCAGGUCUGUGUCCAGAACCUACUUUUCAGAACAGCCUCCCUUUGCAGUCAGCCCGUCCCUUUUUGUUCUGCAGCCAGGGGAGGCCACAGUGGUAGAGGUUGUAUUUUUCCCCACCAGAGCAGAGAAGAGCUGUCAGGUAUUCACCGUCGUCUGUGACAACUGCCAGGUCAAAGACAUUUCUGUUGAAGGUGAGGGCCAGCUGAUUGCACUUGAACUCUUAUCGGUGUCUGGAGAGAGGGAGUGUCCUGCUGUGGGGGAGGUGCAUGACCUAACUGCAGAGCACUUUGUUCGCUUCAAUCCGUGUAACCCUCAUGCUGUGCAACAAAAGAGGCUUGUUAUUAGAAACAAUGUCCACUUGGAGCUGCCCUUCCACUGGCAGAUCAUGAAGCCCAACGUGCAUCCUCUGCUUCCAGGGGAAACCCCGGAGCCCUCACAUAUCCAAUUCCACCCGACCACAGACGAUGUUUUCCAUGUUACUCCACUAUCAGGCCUUCUGGCUCCCUGCCAGAAUCAGGAAUUUUUGUUAACCUUCAUUCCUAAAGAGUUGAAGGAUUACCACAGUGUCUGUCACUUGGUCCUGAGGGAUGUCCCACAGCUGCCACCAGAGCCCAGUGACAAUGGUGUCCUUCAACCUGUGCGCACUGGCUCCAAGGUGAGUGAUGUCAUUGUCAUGGAGAUAGAGGUCAAAGGGUCAACAGAGCCAUACCAGGUCCUGCUGGAGCCCUACGCUGUGUUUAUCCCCGGAGAGGUUUUGAUUUCCACCACCACCCGCAGACAAUUCAAGAUGUGGAACCACAGCAAAACAUGUGUCUCCUUUCAAUGGGAGAGGAUGAACAGCAGCUGCCACAUCAUAGAGGUAGAGCCCUCUACUGGUGAAAUAGAGGAAAAUGAGUGCUUUGAUUUUGAUUUGAUUAUGACUGGAGGGAAACCAGAAAAAGUUGUGACCAGUUUGGUCUGCCACAUAGAGCACAGCACUGAACCUGCUACUUUAUUAGUAGAAGUUUCCUUUAAGGGUCCCACAGUGACUGUCAGUGUGCCCAAUAUUGACUUUGGGCUCAUGAGGCUCGGGGAUCAGAGUCAAACAUCACUUGUCCUCAUAAACACCAGUCAGCUGGAGGCCUCCUGGACAUUGGAGACAAGGAAUAAAAGCCAGCAAGAUGCACAGCUUUUAGUUGAGCCGUGCACAGGUCUGCUGCCGCCCUUGGAUUCUUGCAUCGUGAACAUUGUCUUCAGGCCACAUUUCUGCCAGCAGUUUGAAACAGAAUUGGAGUUGUCAGUGGAGAAUGGAUCUGGAUGUCACCUGUCAGUGCGAGCAGAUGUGCAGUCUCCCCAAGCGUGUCUGCUAAACUGUGAACUGCUCCUCUGUGAACUCUACAUCGGUGUUCCUGCCAAGAGAACUGUGACUCUUUUCAACCAGACUCUGCUGCCCUCACACUUCACCUGGGUGACUCAACUUCAGGGAAAACAGGCUGAACUGUGUACAGCUAGUUUUGAUCCCUCAUCUGCUACUCUGGGACCUAAUGCCAGCAUGGAGAUUACAAUUAACUUCACCUCUCACACAGAUUUGGAGUUGACUGAGGUUGCUGCUGUCUGUGAGGUCCAGGGGAUGAACUCUCCUCUUGUUCUUGGUAUCAGAACUUCCAAAACCAAGAAACUCAGCGUAUCCUAUUGCAUACCAAGUAUCUGCUCCCCUGACGAUGAUGAGAGUUCUUCAUUGUUCUUCAACUUUGGUAAUGUCAUUUUGAAGAGAGCUGUUACUAAACAGUUACUAAUAACCAAUCAAACUGCCAUCCCAGCCCCUUUCAGCAUAGAGGCAGAGUACUUCAGCUGCAGUGUCUCGAAGUCAAGUAGUCAGUCAGAGAAAAGAUCCACAUAUGUCAAGAGGCCGCUUCACUCCGUUCAGGCUAAAAAAAUAGAAGAAAAAGCACAUGAAGACUUUGUGAGCAGCUUGCUGGCUUAUGGAAAAGGUGCAGCAUUUUUUCUUAUGCCAAACACUGGGAUGCUGGGACCGUUUGAGACCCAGAGCGUGGAUGUGACUGCCUACACUGACAUGUGGGGCGAGUACAGAGAUAACCUCAUAUGCAAAGUGGGGGACCUGGAGCCCACACUCAUUCCUGUGCAGAUGACAGUGAAAGGAUGUCCACUCUACUUCCAGAUCACAGGCCCACAAGCAGAUGACCAGAACAAGGGGCCAAACAUACAGUUUGGUUCUCAUAUAUCUGGAGGUGACACUGUGUCUCGGUCUCUUCGCAUUAACAAUCCCACCAUGUUCGAUAUUCGUAUGGACUGGGAGACUUAUAAUGUAGAUAAGAACGACCGUAAACUGGUGGACGUUGUGGUGGCAUUUGGAGAUGCUUUUCCAGUCAAAGAUGCAGAUGGCAACGAAACAGUAAGCGGAGCAUUAAGGCUGUCUGAUGGGAACAGUCAAAGAGCCUGGGAAAGGAAGAAUACACUAGACUCUGUGGGAACAAGCACCUCCCUCACAAGCACAUCUGGUGGGGAGGAGGAGGAAUCUAUAACUGAGUUUGACAGUGAGAAAGAAAGUAUUUCUUUACAUCCUUGUCAUGCCAAGAAUAAACUCCUCUCUGUCCACAUCAGACCUCAUGUGGGAAGCCUUUCAGAUUACCCAUACUGCAUCACACCUCAACAAAUAGUGAUUCCAGCGAAAGGCAGCAGCACCAUCCAUGUGUCUUUCACCCCUUUGACACUUUCUGGUUCAGCUUGUGAGUCCAAAUGUGUGGGCAAAGCUCUGGGCUUCAUGAGCCUCGACUCUGAGAUGUCCGCCUGCGUCCCGGGUAAAGUUAACCGACCUCAGGGUCUGGAUUUGGAGCCUGUCAGAAUGAAUCUACUAGCGGUCGUUAAACCUGCAGUGCUGUUAGUGCAGAUGGAGGAGGAUGAGGGGGUGCUGGAGUUUCAUGCCUCGGCCGGUGAUUUACUGGGAACAGAAUCAGAGAAGGAGCUGUUAGCACAGGAAUUGGACAUAAUUCAGACCUUGAGGCUAAAAAACACCUCUGAGAUGCCUCUGCACUUCAAGCUGAAGACUCAGCCUCCGUUUUUUGUCCUAAAACCAAACCUUCUGACCCACACGAGCACCUCCAGUAACACUAGUACCACUGACAGUCAGUCUCUGGUGCUGCAGCCACAACGAAGCAUGCAGGUUAAAAUUGCCUUCCACUGCUCCCUGACUCUUCUGGACCAUGUUGACGAGGCAGAUGAGGAAAGGCCAUCUGGGGUGAUGUUGAUCCAAAGUGCAUUUGGGUGGCGGAAGCUGAGAUUCCAACAAAACCUUCAGAUUCACUACAGCAACAGCAGUCUGCAGACGGUGCCUCUUUGUGCCAAUCUCGAUCUUUCCACAUUGCAUCUGUCCAGUGAGAGCAUCGACUUCGGUUUCUGCUAUGUGGGCAAGACUCAGAUAAAAGAAGUAAAACUGUACUGUCAUGGAGCUCACACAUACUGGAAAUCACAUAUAGACUCCGAUGAAUCAGACGCUGAUGUGUUCAGAGUGACUCCAGACUUUGGGCUCCUCAGGCCUAAAGAACUCCAUGUGGCGAGCAGCAGCGAGUGUCUACAGAUCAGCUUCACUGCCAGUGGAGACAGAGAGUUCAGGGCCUUGGUUGUGAUCCGUUCUCCUCUGGUGAAGACCUCCCUCACGGUGCAGCUGAAGGGAACAGGAUCAUUUAAUGAACAGUACAACUCUGACCAGACAUAACGUCACCACUGAUCACAAUAACACAGUGUUUUAUUGCUGUCUUUUCCUGAAGCAAUUAUUUGUCAGAUGAAAUUGUAAAGUG